Vanessa tameamea is the source of this 1638-nucleotide messenger RNA. Its product is annotated as major facilitator superfamily domain-containing protein 12-like. Gene Ontology annotation, biological process: carbohydrate transport. The record is from RefSeq and is a predicted model, not a curated record. Lineage: Eukaryota; Metazoa; Arthropoda; Insecta; Lepidoptera; Nymphalidae. Gene Ontology annotation, cellular component: plasma membrane. The coding region runs from base 109 to 1500 and encodes 463 amino acids. The transcript is spliced from 8 exons. Gene Ontology annotation, molecular function: symporter activity.
UCUAUUAAUGUGAUAAUUUAAGGUAUUUAAUGAUAAUCAUUGUGAGAAGACAAUGAUUAAUAUAAGUGUUUUGAAAUAAAUUGUGGGAGGUUCUGGCUUAACCAAAAAAUGGAUAACGAAUUUUUAGAUAUUUCAACUAGCCUAAGGCUACAGCUAGCCUAUGGUAUUGGACAUAUAUUAAAUGAUGUAUGUGCAAGUUUAUGGUUCACAUAUUUUUUAGUAUUUUUCCACCUUGUACUUGAAUUCAGUCCUUCUCAGGCUGGAUACUUAAUGUUAAUAGGUCAAAUUAUAGAUGCCUUAUCUACUCCAUUUGUAGGCUAUCAUUCUGACCAUACAAACAAUUUUAUGAGUGCAAGAUAUGGCAAAAGAAAACUUUGGCAUUUGUUCGGUACUGGGUGUGUGUUAAUAUCAUUCCCAUUCAUUUUUAUGGAGUGUGUGGGCUGUACAUUGACACAUAAAUGGGCACAAAUGUUUUACUUUGCUGCUUUUAUUGUUGUAUUUCAAAUUGGAUGGGCUGCUGUACAAAUAUCUCAUCUUAGUCUUAUUCCUGAAUUAGCUGAAGAUCCUCAUGUUAGAACACAUCUCACUGCCAUUAGAUAUGGUUUUACAGUGUUCUCAAAUAUAUUUGUCUAUAUAAUGACAUGGAUAAUAUUACAUGUUACGGGAAAUUGUGAUAAGGAGCAAGUGGGACCAUCUGAUGCAUGGAAAUUCAGACAAAUAAUGCUCAUAGUUUUGAGCGUUGGCACUGUAGCAUCAGUACUGUUUCACUUUUCAGUGUCUGAAAAGCCAUCACGUAAUCAAAUAUCUAACAAUGAAUAUGGAAGUAGUACCCUACAUUGUGAUGUACUUCGCAAGUUCUUAUUAUAUCAAGUAGCUGGUAUAUACAUGAGCACAAGGCUCGUUGUCAAUAUAUCGCAAGUUCUUAUUCCGCUGUAUCUCCACCAUACCCUUGGGUUAGCAGCUAGAGCCCUGGCUGUAGUGCCGCUAGCAAUGUAUCUCGGAAGCUUGGCUGCAGCUGGUGUUCAGAGGUUGGCCCCAAGAUCUUUCACACGAAAACUAAGCUAUUUAUUGGGUUCUGCAUGUGCAUUGUGUGGUUUUAUAUGGGUUUACAUCGAUUCAGAUCAUAAUUACAAAGUGAAUUUUAUUUACGUAGUGGCUGUAUUAAUAGGUUUUGGUGGAGCACAAAUGCUUGUUACAAGUCUGUCCCUAACAGCUGACCUAGUUGGUGAUAGUACAGAAGCAUCGGCGUUUGUCUAUGGGAUAAUGAGUUUUAGUGAUAAACUGUCUUGUGGAGUAGCUAUUGCUUUGAUACAGAUGUAUGCGGAUAAUGGUGGUAUGUAUUACUAUCGGGACGCAUUAUCGUGGGUGUGUGGAUCAGCAACGAUACUGGGACUCGUACUUACUUUAGUCUUACCAAACCGAUCACACAACUCUUUGAUUGUAAAUGGUCCCUCGCCCAUAAACGCAGAUGAAGACGAAAUAACAUCAUCUUCAGAAUAGAAGACCUGUUACAAAAUCUAGAAAUGUUUUUUUUUUACACUUUUUAGUGUAAAAACUAGAUACACGUAAAUAGUGAGAAUUAGAUACAACGGUAAUAACAUAGUAAUAAUAGAAGACAUAUCUUUAUUAUUGUUACAG